This is a messenger RNA of Larimichthys crocea (large yellow croaker), 3345 nucleotides long. RefSeq names its product gap junction protein alpha 9a (gene gja9a). The coding region runs from base 759 to 2249 and encodes 496 amino acids. The transcript has a single exon. Gene Ontology annotation, cellular component: connexin complex. Lineage: Eukaryota; Metazoa; Chordata; Actinopteri; Sciaenidae. Gene Ontology annotation, biological process: cell-cell signaling. The record is from RefSeq and is a predicted model, not a curated record. Gene Ontology annotation, molecular function: gap junction channel activity.
ACCCCAUGGUCGUGAGGCCAUGAGCUAAACGUAUCGCUGAAGCUGACGGUAUUGACGUUCUCUGGGUUAGAGAGGUUGGCAACCUUCCCUUUAGCAGCACAGUUGUUCCCACUUUGUUUCUGGCAACAGCGAAGCAGAGGCGGGUCACUGAAGUUUUUUGGUGAUGUGCAGGGACCCAUGUGGAGGGCGCUAACGAUUUUCAAAAACUUUUUGGUGACCGUGUCAGGCCUGCAUGACCCGAGGAGAUUUAGCGCACCAUCGGCAGUCUGUCCAUGCUGCUGCUGCAAGGUAAAAUGGAAACGCCAUGUGGUUUAUAUAAUAACGCAGCUAAGGGGAAUGGUUUUAUUAGGACCAAAACAGGAGAGCUGGACGUACAAGUCACCUCUCUCUUUCUCUACUUUGAAGAUAUCUUUUUUGCAAAUAUGUGACGCCGUACAUUUUUACUUCACUUUACUUCAAGUUUUUUAUGACUUAAUAUUUCAAUUUUCUAUUUGAGAGGUACUGUCAUUUUUUAUUCUUUCAUUGUUAUUGGAAAUCUAAAUUAUUAUUUAGAUAUGUAACUAUUUCUUCUGCUUUUAUAUUGUGUAAAUAUCUCUUUGCGGUCUGUCUUAAAUUCCAGCUUUUUUCCCUCAAAAGGUGUACUGUACUUCUUGUUACUGUAUGUUCAUCUAGAUACCGAUUUUUUAACUGUUUCACCAGAUUUUCUUCCCUAAUAAUUUCGUCUCCGACUUUCUACCAGUCAUAAUGGCAGAGUGAAGAUGGGGGACUGGAACUUCCUUGGGGGGAUUUUGGAGGAGGUGCAUAUCCAUUCCACUAUGGUAGGCAAGAUCUGGCUCACCAUCCUGUUCAUCUUCCGUAUGCUGGUCCUCGGGGUGGCGGCUGAGGACGUGUGGAAUGACGAGCAGGCUGACUUCAUAUGCAACACCGAGCAACCCGGAUGCAGAAAUGUGUGCUACGACUUGGCUUUCCCAAUCUCUCUUAUUCGUUACUGGGUGCUGCAGGUCAUUUUUGUGUCUUCUCCGUCGCUGGUUUACAUGGGCCACGCUCUCUACAGGUUGCGGGCGCUGGAGAAAGCACGGCAGAAGAAGAAAGCUCUGCUGCGGAAGGAGCUGGAGUUGGUAGACGUGGAGUUGGCAGAAGCCAGGAAGAGGAUUGAGCGGGAGAUGAAGCAGCUCGAUCAGGGGAAGCUUAACAAAGCUCCUCUGAGGGGCUCUUUGCUGCGCACCUACGUGGCUCACGUUGUCACUCGCUCUGUUGUUGAAGUGGCCUUCAUGACAGGCCAGUACCUCCUUUAUGGCUUCCACCUCUACCCGCUCUUCAAGUGUGAGCGAGAUCCUUGCCCCAAUGCUGUUGACUGUUAUGUCUCCAGACCAACAGAGAAAAGUGUCUUCAUGGUGUUCAUGCAAUGCAUCGCUGCGAUUUCCCUCUCGCUGAACAUCUUGGAGAUCAUGCAUCUGGGUUACAAGAAGAUUAAAAAGGGCAUCUUGGACUUCUACCCUCACUUGAGAGACGAGAGAGAUGAACUGGAUGACUACUAUACCAACAAGUAUAAAAAAGAAUCCGUUGUGCAAAUUUGCCGAAAGGCAACAGUCGCUUCUGCACCCAGCGACUACAACCUCUUGAUGGAGAGGGUGCAGGGAACAAUCACGUACCCAAACCCUAUCAAACCUUCAAUUUCUCUACCUCUUCAGGGCGAGCUGGCCAAACAGCAGGAUUUGGAUGAUUCCAGAUGUUCAGCUCAAAGCCCAACAGAUUAUAAUUGCACCUUGACUACUAACGAGCCCUGCUCGCCGUGCUGCGACUCCAUAAUCAACCCAAAGCAGGACGCUGAGAACUUUUUACGUCAACCCUUACAGGGUAAGGAGGAUGACAGCAGUGAAAGAGGGAGCCCAGACUCUCCAAAGUGCCCACAGAUGGCACCUCACUCUUCCUCCUCCUUCCCCACGUUGCCGGUUAGUGCACUGAAGAGGCCAUGGAGGGCUCAUGGCUCUUUAAAAUGCUCCACAGUGUUGGAGAGCAAAAGCUCUGACACAGAUUCAUACGGGGGAGCAAAAGCAAGUAGCGGACCUCUGUGCUCUCGAACGCAGUCAAAAUCAGAUGUCAAACAUCAAAGCCGGCCCUCCACCCCAGAGUCACUGGAUGACUGCAGCUCAGGAUCCAGGGACAACCCCAGACCGCCUUCCUCCAACUGCAAAACAUCGAUGGCAAGUAAUACGAGCAGCAGACGAGCACCGGAUCUACAAAUCUAAACUACAAAUGUUAACCUUGCAAUCUAUAUUAGAGUCUACAUUUAAUAAAUCACGGAUUUAACGGCACUCUAAGCUGCCUUCAAACUAUUUUUCUUUGUGUGUUUUCAACAAUUCAGUCUAAAUAACACGGCAUGCUUUAAAAACUCACUGCACUUCAGAUAAUGCAACAUAAUAAAUGCUUUUGGUGACAUUACAAUAAAAGAACAGACUUUUUACUUUUAUGUUUCUGGAAUAAAUGUUUGUUUUCUGCAUGUUUUACUACUAAAAUAGCAUUGGUGGUCUUAAAAAUCGAGUGUACGAAUGCAUUGGGCUAAAAAUAGAUGAACUGUUGCAUAGUGGUGACAAAACAUAGUAGAGAAAGUCAAAUAUCAUUUCACUAUGAAGGUAUUCUGACUUCAACCUUGUAAUAAAACGUGUUGGAUGCAAACCAGCUGCUGAGAAACAGCAAUAGGUACCAUAAAAAGAGACGAGACGUCUUUUUUUGUUUUGUUUUAAAACGUUAAAAUACAGCAGUGUAGAUAAUGAAACUGGUUCAAGAACCUAGAGUUCAUUUACUCCUGAUUCAAACUUAUAUUUCUGAGUUUUUGAACCACUUCUUUUUGUCACAUCUGGGCUCAUGUAUGCACGUAACAGGCAAGAAUGUGAGUACGUAUCAGGAUGUUAUUGAAACCGAACAUAAACAAAUUAUAAAUAACACUCCAGCAAUUCCAUAGUGUAUUAAUCAAUGAAAACUUUGGAGUAUUUUGAUAGUAUAAUAGUAUAUAGGCCUGAUAUACCUCUGGUUUGUUUCCAUCAGUGUCAAGUCAUGACAGUUAUGAACCGCUGAUGGUAAUCACAAUAUCAAAAUCCUCUGAUACUCAAUAAAAAGCCCAGAUGGAAACAUUGGAAAAUAGUUAAAUCAGUGACACAACAUCUGGAUAACAAGACUGUGCUUUAUUUGACCAGCGACUUACAUUUCUGAGCUUCUUCCAACUGUUUACUUACACCAGACCUUUGCAAAUAAAAGUGUCUUGGUCCACACUGUCAAGUGAGUUAAGACAGAGCGUUUGUGUUCAUAUAUUAUCAGCAGUUUAAUCUUAACACUGGUUAUUGAAGA